Molecule: messenger RNA, 1523 nt
Organism: Schizophyllum commune H4-8
Lineage: Eukaryota; Fungi; Basidiomycota; Agaricomycetes; Agaricales; Schizophyllaceae
Exons: 2
Coding region: 112-1332 (406 amino acids)
Source: RefSeq, a predicted model, not a curated record
AGGAGAGUAGUGAGUGAUGGGUGCGAGGGCGAGGACAGGAGGGAGAGGAGAGAGGGUGUAGAUGUAUGGGGAACUGCCGUCGACGCAUCGUGUGCGGCACUUGUGGGACGUAUGCACCACUGCUGUCGACGCAUGCACCACUUCCCUCGACGCAUGGCCAGCGUAAAGUACAGUGAGAAGCUUCAGGACCGGUCGCUGGUGCCCUCGCUUCAGGACCCCUCGCUUCAGGACCGCGUCGCUGGAGGCCUUCCUCGAACAUGCGUGGGACGUCCUCCAUCAGCCGCAUCUCCCUCCCUCCUCGCCACCACACCCUCCCAGACUCCCUCCCCGCCACUCACUCUCCCUCCGCUCACCCCUCCCUCUCAGAUCGGCCGGAGUCGAAGAGUCGGGUGCGGGGUGGAAGGAGGAAGGGCGCGUAUCCUCCCUUGCUCGAAGGGCGCGCAUGCGUAUCCUCCCUCGCUCGCAGGGCGUAUCCUACCUCGCUCGCUCGAAGGGGGUAGGGCGGAUCCUCCCUCGCUCUCAUCUCCGCCGAAUCGCUCGCUCGAAGGAAUGGCGCGCGUAUCCGCCCUCGCUCGAAGGGCGCGCGUAUCCUCCCUCGCUCGCUCUCAGGCCGGGCGUAUCCUUUCGCUCGCUCUCGAAGGGGGUAGGCGUAUCCUCCCUCGCUCGAAGGGCGUGCGUAUCCGCCCUCGCUCGAAGGGCGCGCGUAUCCUCCCUCGCUCGAUGGAGGCGUGCGUAUCCUUCCUCGCUCGAAGGGCGGGCGGGCGUAUCCUUCCUCAUGUCGGGCGGAGCAAGGGACGGGGGCGUGCGAGUGAGCGCGUGAUGGAGGGCGUAUCCUGCUCCUUCUCGCAGGAGGGCGUAUUCUCCCUCGCUCGAAGGGGGGGGAGGGCGUAUCCUCCCUCGCUCUCAGGCCGGGCGUAUCCCUCCUCGCUCGAAGGGCGCGUGCGUAUCCCUCCUCGCUCGAAGGGCGCGUGCGUAUCCGCACGAAGGGCGGCCGCAUCCGCUUGCUCGAAGGGGGAAGGGCAGGCGUAUCCGGUCGCUCGAAGGGCGGGUCCGCCCUCUCUCGAAGGAGGAGGGCGUAUCCGCCCGCACUCGCUCGAUGGAUCGGGCGCACCCGCACUCUCCCUUGAAGGGAGGGCGCGUAUCCGCGCGUAUCCGCUCUCGCUCGAAGGGGCGCGCGGAUCCGCUCCCUCCUUCGCUCAAGGGCGCGCGUACCCGGUCCCUCGCUCGAAGGGCGGGUCCGUGCUCUCGAAGGGAGGUCGUGCGUAUCCUCCCUCAUGUUGGGCGUAUCCUUCCUCCCUCGCUCGAAGGAGGGCGUAUCCGCUCGCUCUCUAAGGGGGGAAGGGCGUAUGCUCCGCUCGCUCUCAAGGGGCAGGGCGCGCGUAUCCUCUCUCCCUCCCUCGAGAAGGGUUAGAGGGCGUAUCCUCCCUCGCCAGCUCGAAGGGUGUAUCCGCUCUCAUGUCGGGCGGGCGUAGCCGCUCCCUUGAGAAGGGCUGGGCGUAUCCACCCUCGCUCGAAGGAGGGCA